CUUUUAUUCCUCUCUCACUGUUUCUCUCUUUUUUCGCGUGUGCUCUUUGCCUGCCUAAAUCAAGGUGCAAAGAUGCCAAACAGUGAUGAAAUGAAAAGAAAGCCAAUUGCUGGACUGAGGUGGGGGAGAUAGCUGCUAGGAGUCCGCCUGCGACUAUGGAGCAGUCAGUAAUUGCUGGAGACAGGGAGAGCUGGGGGUUGGGCUGAGGUAGCCAUGUAUAAAUAGUGUGAUCUCAAAUUGAAAGGCAUAAAUAACAGCAGGAGUGAUCUAACCCUAUACAGCCCAUCUUCUACGUGCAAAAAAAAACCGUGCAGAGGGCGGCCAGAUCUCCUACUGAAAACAAGUGGAUCUCUGUGGAUACGAUCACCGGGCAGCCAUGGAAGAACUUACAGCUUUUGUAUCCAAAUCUUUUGACCAGAAGAGCAAAGAGAGCAGCAGCAGCAGUGGCAGCAGCAACAAGAAGGAGACUAUCACGUACAGGGAAGUUUUGGAGAGUGGGUUGGCUCGAUCUAGGGAGCUGGGAAACUCUGACACGAACCUGCAGGACAUUACUGAGAGCAGCAACCAUUGCCCGGUGCAUCUUUUCAAGGAGCAUGUGGAGAGUGACAAGGACAAGCUGAAAGAGUUCAGCACGGGCAGGACCGCGGAAGGAAUCUACGAGUGCAAAGAAAAGAGGGAAGACGUGAAGUCAGAAGAUGAAGAUGGACAGACCAAGCUCAAACAAAGGAGAAGCAGAACCAAUUUCACACUAGAGCAGCUGAAUGAACUGGAAAGACUUUUUGAUGAGACUCACUAUCCAGAUGCCUUCAUGAGGGAAGAGCUAAGCCAGAGGCUGGGACUCUCUGAAGCUAGGGUUCAGGUCUGGUUCCAGAACAGGAGGGCGAAGUGCCGGAAGCAGGAGAACCAGAUGCACAAAGGUGUGAUCCUGGGCACGGCGAGCCACUUAGACGCCUGCAGAGUGGCCCCCUACGUGAACAUGGGCGCCCUGAGGAUGCCUUUCCAACAGGUGCAGGCUCAGCUGCAGCUGGAAGGCGUGGCCCACGCGCACCCCCACCUGCACCCGCACCUGGCGGCCCACGCGCCCUACCUGAUGUUCCCGCCCCCGCCCUUCGGACUGCCCAUCGCCUCCCUGGCGGAAUCCGCCUCCGCGGCUGCUGUGGUGGCUGCUGCUGCCAAGAGCAACAGCAAAAACUCCAGCAUCGCUGACCUGCGACUCAAGGCCAGGAAACAUGCCGAGGCUUUGGGGCUCUGACAUCGUUCAGCGCCCCCCACACCCUUCCUCCUUCUUCUUCUUCUUUUUUUUUUUUUUUUUUUGCUCUGUGUGUGUGAGACCCAGGAUGGACUUGUAACUCUCUCUCCUCUCUCCGUUUCCUCUUUCUCUCAGCACCACCUAAGCUUGACUCUCCAGGCCCCGGGACAAACAACGAUCGCUACUUUUUUUUCUUCUUUUUCUUCUUUAAAAGGCUCUGCAAGUCCUUUGAGAGACGAUCUCUACAGCCCCUUCUUGAUGAUUACUUUUUUUUCUCCCUCCCCACCCAAAGACUUCACAUCCAAUUGAUCUGAAGACUGGGCUGCCCAUCUUUUUUUUUUUUUUUUUUAAAUGACUUUUAUUUUGCAGUGCUCUGACACAGCUAAAACUAUUCUACCAGAUGAAAUGCUAGGGUGAAAUCAUCCAGAAAUCCUAGUUAAAAGUCAUCAGAUUAAACACACAAGCCCGCACACACACAGAGAGGGAAAUCAAAGACUUCCCCCUCCACAGGAUAAAGUAAGUGGGGGAAAAAAAAAUCUCUAAAUUAUACUAAUCUGUGAACAUUGGGACAUUUGGAUUUUGAACCUGGCAAAAGCGAUCCCUUCAGUGUAACAUCAUCUGCUGCUGUCAGCUUUGCUACUUUGUGUAUGCGUCUAUCUAAACACAUUGUUUGAAGAUCAUAAAAUAUAUUAAAACCAAACUAAACAAAACAACAAAAAUAAUACUAAUAAAAAAAAAUCCUUGGGGCUGGUCUCCAUUAAAGAUGACAUUUCUUUGUUGCCAACAGUAUUAUUUCACUGCCAUGAAUAUCUUCCAUCACUGAGGAGCUGCUGCUGCAGAACUGGUUUGAAUUUAAAUGUGGAAUUUCAGAUCUGAGGCAAGGCAGUUUUUUUUUUUCUAAAAAAGAAAAAAGCAGCAAUAACAAAAAAUGUGUGUCUCAAAUGGCUAUGUCCUUUGAAAGAAAAAAAAGAGAGAAAGAGAGAGAGAGAGACAGAGGGAGACCAGAAUUUACCAACCAUUAAUGGUGACUUGAAAGAUGGGAACAAUACGAAUGUACCUGUUUUACCCAGAAUCACCUGAACUGAGAUGUAUUGUGCCAUAGGAACAGGUCAACUUUUAAAUUUUCUUUUCCAAAUGUCUGGAUCUUUGAAUUGAAAUCUUGCUGUUUUACAGGAUGUAGAAGGAAUGACUUACACAACAAAGAUGGACAUACGAUUUUAAGGCAUAAUACUGAUGCAGCAUUAAUUUUAGUGAAAUGCAAUUAAGUGCAGUAAAGUGCAAUACUGUAAAUAUUAUAGAUUAAAAAUAGCCGUACUUAUUCUGUUAAUAACCAAUUCUGCAAGAACCACAACUUAAAUCCUUUAUGCUUAGACUGGUGCAUUGCAGUUUAUUGCCAAAAUGACAGUCCGAGUCUUGUAGGAAUGGGUAAAAUAAUAUGUAUCACAUAUGGAAAAAGAUAGAUGCCAUGAUUUCUAGUCAAGUUAACGUGCCAUAUUUCUGGGAAGUAAGCUGAAAAGCCUGUAUGACAUUUUUUGCAAUCAUUUUAAGUAAAAAAGAAAAAGAAAAACAAAAAAACUGAACCCACAAGAACAAAGUAAAUGUUUUGUAGAGGUGGACAAGUUCAGUACUAGACAUUUUUUGGUUUUGCCAGUUAUAUAAACUUGUCUAAGCAGCGUAGCUAGUAUAAACUGGGGGAAAGUCCUUGAAAUUAUAUUACCAAAGUGUCUGGGUUUGUUAAAGAAAAACAAACCAAAACAAAACCCAGAGCUCUAAGUUUUAUGUAAUUCUCUUCUAAUCAAUUUAUUAUGAUGUAGAUUUGUUUUCUAUGGGAUGACAUACUGGUCUUGUCUACUUCUAACAAGAUAGCUAUUUGAUUGCCUUUGUUAUCAAGGCCUGCAUUGAUGGAAGCGUAUCCUCUCAAUAGUACUGUCAUUAAGCCUAUUUUUUUUUUCUUUCUCAUCUUGCAAUCCAUUACUAGUUUUGGCUUUUGCUGGUAUUUAUCAAAUCAAAAUAUUACCUUUGGGCAAUUUUUUUGCAUUGUCUUUUCCGUUUUAAACACUUGCAGGUUUAUUUUCAAAUUUUGAUAUUUUCUGACAAACAAAUUUCUGAAAUGUCGAAGUACUGCCAUUUCCCACCUAUUUAUUAUGUGAAAAGUGGUUAUAUUUUGAGCAUGUUAGAAUUGAUAAAUUUUACCUGCCUUUCCUACCUCCUUGUGAAAGUCCAGUACCUCUUUAAGCCAUGGCUAUAAGGAUAACAUGACAUUAAUCAUUUUAUGCAGGGGGAAAACCCAGGCAAUUAACAGUUUUGACUCAUACAAUUUUAUCUAGAGUAAAAUUGAGGCUUAUAAACAUUAUUUAUAAUAGCAUCUAUAUAACAUUUUACAACUAAAAUAAGAAAUAUUUUUCCCUAAAAAAAUCCAGCACUUUUAAUAUACAGGUAGGACUAAAUCUUUUAAUUUCACUAUAAGGAAGCAACAGUCUAUAAUAAGUGAAGAGUUAUACCAGGUACCACAAUCCUCUGGGGUGAUGUGAUGCAUACUAUUGGAAGCAAAAGGCGCAGCUGCGCAGCCUUUAUUCACUUAGGUUAAAAAUCACUGCUCUGCAGAAAGCCAGUGCAAAAUUAUGCAUUAGUUACAUCCCAUAUGAACUCUAUUAUGAGGUUUUAACUGGGAUUUAUGUGAUCCAUAAGCCUUCUGCUGGACUUCUACAGAAAAGUGAAUUUUGCUUUUCAGUUGCAUAAACUUUUAUGAAACCUAAGUUCAGGAGAUGCUGCGGAACUGAGCUUUAAUAUCUUCCAAUAAUCCAGGAGUGAGGCAAUCUGGCAUAAAUCUGGCAUAACUGCACUUCUUCAAGUGCAGCAUAAUUUAUAAAACAUUUCUCUUACAUUUUGGUAACUGUUGCCCAAUAAGAAGUCCACCAUAGCUGUUAUAGUGUAGGAAUCCUUGAUCAGCUUUCUCCUUUUCUAAUUUACUACAGCAAAAGUGAUUUUGCUAAUUUAUUAUAUAAAAAAUAUAUGAAGGCAAACUCCAGCCACCCUAACAUGAAAUAGUGUCUGUAAGUACUCAGCUUUCUAAAAUUAAAAUUUCUAUCAGUUUGUUUCAGCUACUAAGACUGGAAAAGGAAAAAGGGUGGCAUCAGUUAUUAGUCUGGCUGGCCUUGAAAUAGGAACCAGAAAACAAUUUGGGGAAAAGGAAGUGUGUCUCAGUGCAUCUACAGAGACACUGUGGGGCUGCUUCUGCAUUACAUCUAUCCUGGCACUCAUGCCAGAUGUAAUCCUGUCAAGGAAAUGAAGAACUGCGGUCAUCACGGGUGGCUGCCAAACUUGGUUCUGAUUUUUUUUCUAAUUCAAGAGUAGAACAGUUGCAGUGACACCCUUAUCCACAAGACUUGCUGGGUGCAGUUUGGAAUAGGACAUACAUAAUGGCCCUCCUUUUCUUCUGGGCCUCGCUGGGGAGAAACAAAUGAGAUUUUAAUUGUCAUUGACAAGGGCUGCUUCCUCACUGGUUGUAAAUCAGUGUAACUGCACUUAUUUACACAAAUUGAGGUGCUGGAUCUUAGUCCCUUUUCUGUCUUAGAAGCUGGGUCCUGUUUUUCCAUUCCUUUCAGUAUCUUCUUCAACAGGUAAGAGGUUGACAAUAAGACCGUUAAGAAUCAAAGCUAUUUACUAUAUUUAAACGAUUGUCUUUAUUGGAAUAGUUUAGCAGACAGUGUGAUACUUAUUAUGUAUCAUCAUCCACAUUAAUCUUUGCAUAAUCUCCCAUUUGGAGAGAGAAGAGAAUUUCAGAGACCCUUAGAACAAUAUGCACUGGGUGGACUUCUUUCAUAGUAUUCUUUUCUUAUUGAGAACUGGCUUCCUGAAGAGUCUUCCUCAAAAGUUUGCAUGCUUUUUGAAACUAUGAGAAAUAACUUGAGCUAAUGCAAAAUGAAUAUUUCCCCCCCUUAGAAACAAGUAUCUACAGCUGUAAAAAGGGUCAAAAGAGGAACUUCUGAUAUGGAUUUUUGGAACUGUCAAAAUAUGUUUAAGUGCUUGUAUUGAUUUAUAACAGAAUAACAAUCUGAUUCUACAAUCCAUUUUUUAUUGAUUUGGGAGAAAGUCUGAAAAAACAAUGGCAUUGGUACUUUUUUGUUUAGUAGAGUUUUAGAAGUAGUGAUAUAUUUGUUUAAUAUAAUAAUAAUCAUGAACAUAAACCUAUGUUCUUUUUGCAAAGCACCGCGUAAACUUUCAUUAAUUAAUAUUUACUCCUCACAAAGUAGGCAUGAAUAAUUACCCCCAUUUUGUAUAAAUUUAAGCAUAGAAAUGAAAGGCCAGAUUCCACCAGCUAUAAUCAUCUAAAACAUUUUUGUUGUUGUUUGUAUUGUGGCAGUGCCCACAAGCCAUAACUUAGGGUGGCAUUUUAUUGUGCUAAGCACUAUACAAACAUGCAACAAUAAAGGCCCCUGAUCCAAAAGUCUAGUAUCUUAAUUCAUGAGUAGUCCCAGAGGGAAUCAGCAUGAUCAGGUGUGGCAGGCCAUAGCUCUAAGUUAUUUUCCUAAGACUGUACAGUUACUGCCCAUCCCUUUAAGCAAGGAGUUUUGUUAUUGACUUCAGGAAGUCCAGGAUUUCAGUCCAGGUCUCCAGCUUGUGUCACUGCUAGGAUGAGAAGUGAGGAAUUUUUAGCACCUAACUCCAUGCACAGUUCACUAGAAAAACCCUGAUUUCCUACCACUCAACUACUAUCACUUUCUCACAGACUAAAUACACUGAUGCCAUACCUUUGCAUGCUAGCCCUGCUCUUAUAUUCAUACAUUUUUCCUAUGAAAUAAUAAUAAAAUGCUCUAGCAACAUGAUUUUGAAUUGACACGGUGUUGACACAUUGGGGCCAUUGAUUCAAAUGUUAGAGAGACAUUCCUAUGGAAGUCCAUAGGCCAAAAGAGACAAUAUUUAGGGUACGCAGGGUGUUUUGGUAAAUAUAUAUAUAUAACGCUCCUUACCCUUUCAAUUAAGCUAAGCAAAAUAAUUGUUUUAUUUCUAUAUAAGAAAUAGCAUAGUUAUAGCAUAUUCAGACAAUAUUACUAUGGAGAUGGCAAGCUUUAUUUUUUCUCUCUUCAAUCUAAGGGCAUUUUACAAAACCGAAAAAAAUAAGAUAAUUGCAUUUCUUAAUAAACAUAGUUAUUUUAUAAUGAUAUCUUGUAAUCAAUAAUGAUAUUCAACCCUGUAAAGUGCACACCACCGAAAUGGCUAAAGCUUUGCCUUGAUGAUUGUUAAAGCAGGUUGUGAAGGUGCCCCUUCCAUAUCUUUAAGCUGCUUAGCAAGUAGUUGAUAUUGAAUUUUUCCCACAUUGUGCACAGACUUCCAGCUGCAGUCAAGAUCCCCAAUGACAGUGGUAAUGUGGUGAAUUGGUCUGGCUUCUGAUUUGGUAACUUUAAUGUGUGUAGUGGCUACAGUAGUAUCUGGUGGAAUCAGAAAGGGCUUGAUAUUCUUUGGAAAAAAUAAAAAGAAAUCCUGUACCUUCAUUCCAUACAUACAUCUCAUUUGUACCGCUGGUCAGUGCUAAAGAGAGCUAUAUGAGUGUACAAAGAGAAGAAUAGAACAUUCUCUCUUGUGACUUACCCCAUCAAUAAAAUUGUAUCUCCUUCUGAAUUACUCCUCCUUUCAAAGCUGUGACCCAGGUCACAUGGACACAUCCUAGUGGUCAAAUGUUAUCCUAGUUAGUUUUCACCAUAUGGCCUUUUCCUAGCAAGGUCAACAAGAGCCAUGGGAUUUUGUCUGAGGCAUUCUUCAAAUGGAGUACAAUAUGUAAUGCCCCUCAAAUUGUGCAUGUCUGUUUGAUAAGUUUUACGUUAUCAGUUGGUGCCUAAUUUAUUAGAAGUCAGCCUAGAAAUCUGCUGAUUUACAAGAAAUAUUGAAACUUGAUGCAGUUCCUACACAUUAUAUUGAAAUGUGAUAUUUAACAAAAAACAGUUGAAGAAUGUAGAAAAUAUCAAAUUUUGAAGCUGAAGAUAUUUAUUGAAAGGCAAUACUUUCAUUAAUCUAGGCCUAUGGUAUGUAACUAUAUCAAUGACAGGCAAAUAUCUCUGUUUCUUUGUAUUGAUGUAUGUGGAUGUUUUAUUUAUUGUUUUGUUUGAAAAAUUUUAAAUGUAUUAUAUUUUAAUUAUGUUGAGUGUAAAUUUGACAAUGCUUUGCAUUUAUUUUUAUAUUUUUUAAACCUGUUGCUUUUGCAAAAUUAUGAGCAGCCAGUAUAAUUUACAGUAUCAUUGCAUUGUUUUGGUUAUGUAUACAUAGUGUGUCUGAGUUUCCAGACAUUUCAGGGAUUGCUAAAAUGAAAAACUCUCCAAAACUAACUGGUCUUAAAGUUUUUAUCCCUUUGUUAUUGUGGAAAAAAAAAUAAAAGCAACAACCUUUUUUAGGUUUUGGUUAUGCCAGCAUGCUCCUACAUAAAUUCACCAGACAUGUUGAGUUCCAGUUCCAGAGUGUAUUAUGUUGAAUCACAUGAUAUGAAUGUACAUCUUGUAAAAGUGAGAUAUGAAUAAACUUAUAAGUAUUUGUAA
Messenger RNA from Alligator mississippiensis (American alligator), 7776 nucleotides. It is a transcript of the gene SHOX, whose product is annotated as SHOX homeobox. The transcript is spliced from 5 exons. The record is from RefSeq and is a predicted model, not a curated record. Gene Ontology annotation, molecular function: DNA-binding transcription factor activity, RNA polymerase II-specific; sequence-specific double-stranded DNA binding. Bases 377 to 1252 code for a protein of 291 amino acids. Lineage: Eukaryota; Metazoa; Chordata; Crocodylia; Alligatoridae. Gene Ontology annotation, cellular component: nucleus. Gene Ontology annotation, biological process: regulation of transcription by RNA polymerase II.